This is a messenger RNA of Cladocopium goreaui, 1036 nucleotides long. The record is from the annotation of a GenBank genome assembly. NCBI's taxonomy places the organism in Eukaryota, Dinophyceae, Suessiales, Symbiodiniaceae.
UUGACCCAUCCCCAAAUAAACCAAUCAAAGCAGACACUGGCGUAGCUCCGUGCCGAGCCGCCCCUGGCUUAUGGAUGACUGCGAUUGUGUCACAAUUUGACACAGCUCACACUGCUCCCAUUUUGGACACACAGCUCGACGACCUUGGUCUGAGAUUAGCAACUGCGUCCGAAGAUGGUUUGGUGAAGCUGUGGGACGUUUCGGCAGAGGACCCCCUCUUCCUCUGCGAUUUGGAUGGCCACAGUGGCCCGGUACAUCAGGUGGCAUGGGCUCCGGUGGGCACCGGUGCUGGCGCCCUGCUUCUCACCGGAGGAUCCGACGGACGGGUCCUACUGUGGGGUCCGUGCCAAGACCCAAAGAGGUGGCAGAUAGUUCAUGAAGAGAACUUGAGUAAACAUGGGGAAGUCCGUGCACUGUCAUGGGCACCGACGAAUGUGGGAGCCGCUUUUGCCUGUGCGUUGAGUGAUGGAACCGUCACUGCAACGAUCCACCAGGGCACAGUGCGGUCAGGCGAGACUGAUGUGGAGCACCGCUGGCAGACUCAGAGCUUUGCCAUUCACAAGGGCGAGGUGCACGCCGUGUCCUGGGCUUCAAGCGUUGGGCCAGACAGCCGUGGCAAGCUUGCAGGAGCAUGCCUGGCUUCUGCUGCUACUGAUGGUCUGCGAGUGUGGUCAAUUCUGGAAGUCCAAGGCCGCUCUAAGCAAGAAGCGGUGGACGACUCGGAAAACAAGGAGUUCCGUGAUGUGGCCUGGAAGCCUUGGGACGGCAACUAUGACACCUUGGCGUCUGUCAAAGGACACGAGGUCAUAUUUUGGUGCCGUGACAAGAGCUCCAAGUGGGUGGUGGAAUCUCGGGUCGACCUGGAAGAGGAGGUGUGGCACCUGGAGUGGCAGGCAGGAAGUCAGCUCUUGGUGACCUGCGGCACCAAGGAAUAUCGAAGCAUCCUGCUGAAGCAGCAACUCUCCGGAAAGUGGGACAAGAUCGACCUGAGUGGAGAAGUGACUGCGCAAUGAAGUUGUCAGCACGAUCCAAAAAA